AGCAUCAAUGGCGGCAAAGGAUUUGGUGCUCAGCUCGACAAUGACUGGUUUUGCUUUGUGGAAUAUUCUAGUACAGAAAGAAGUCACUGACACUCGAAAGAUGAACCCGAUUAUAUUCAUAUGCAGUGUGGUAUACAUCACAUGUUUUGCUGCCUCUUUCGUGCACAUCAUGAUUUUAAGCUUCGAUAGACACCAAGUUAUAGCAAGACCAUUUAGGUACCACACUGGCGAGCUUCUACCCCCCAAAGUUGCCGCUAUUCUGAUUGGCUCCGGUUGGACUUUCUGUUUCGUCAUAGGGCUCAGUGUGACGUCACAGUCGGUGGAGCAGGCAGAGCGCGACAACGAUUUAAAAAUUGACGGAAGUUUGUUCCCCGUAUACAGGAUAUCUGGGGUGCAAAAAUGGCUGCUGGGUUGUGGGAUGCUAAUGGUGUUUGUUAUCACUGUACAGAUGCUAGUGAGCGCUAUGGUCAUUGUUAACAAGAGAGCGAAGGAACGAAAGUUGCAGCUUCUUACCGGUGUGGGGAUUCCCGAACCUCUUCAAAGCAGGAACAAUUCCGUUUGUCACGUCACGAAUAAAAGCAAAAUCAACCAAUCAACCGUGAUCGAUGAUUCGAAUGAGAACUCGGAAGCGGACGCCAAUGAUUUCCUUUUAUCUGGAGGAUUUGGUAAAGGUUUGCUUCCCAACCCAGCGUUAUGGGGAAAAGAAGAAACCAAACCAGAAGUCACAAUAUUUACACCAGUCAACUACAGACCUAGUAUAUUACGUAGGAUCCGAGAUACGUGGGCUCUUUAUUCGACCAUCUUUUGCAGUAUUGUGUUCACGCUAACGAACUUCAUCCCUUUUUAUAUUCUCAUCAUAUUUGACCCACCAGGGUCUUCGACCAUAGUAGCAGACAACACUGUGCGAUAUGAUGUCAUACCAUUCUCCUAUUGUGUCACGUGCGCGAUAUUCGAGCUCCUAUUGGCUGGCCAAGGAAUCGCGUACGUCAUCAUAUACAUUAUAACAGAUGACGAAUUCCGACCUGCGAUAUUGAAGCCUUUCAGCGCAAUAGGAUGUACGAAAACCUACCGAAAACCUCGCCGCAAAUAUUCAAUAGACCGCAGGAGGUCUAGGGUUGAAUCAGGAGUUGACUAUAACGGCGCUGGGUUACAAAUGAGAACCACUAAUUCCGGAGAUUGAUUUCCUUCUGUCGAGCAGUAUGCAUGCGCAUGUGGCAUGACCGUGACGUCGUAUUGGUGCUUGUGAAUCAGCAACGCCAAUGGUGGGACUUAAACCGAGGAUCUCUGACUUGCCGUUUAAAAUAAAGCUGAUUUUUUCCUAUGUUUUGUUUGUUUGUUUACUCAACAAGCUGCCGAAUAAACUGUUUUGUUUUUUUGUAAAUAAACCAAAAUAUGUUCCUUUCUAA
Messenger RNA from Ciona intestinalis (vase tunicate), 1406 nucleotides. NCBI's taxonomy places the organism in Eukaryota, Metazoa, Chordata, Ascidiacea, Phlebobranchia, Cionidae. The record is from RefSeq and is a predicted model, not a curated record.